CUCGGGGAACAAAUACUCGUGAAGUGAAAUAGCUUGCUCAGGCGGGAAAAGGAAAUCCAACAUAUCGACUAAAAUUCCAAAUUUAUGUUCCGCGGCACACACGGUGGAAAAACCUUUCUCCUUCCACCGGCCACCGAAAUCAAAUUUCUGGAGAGAAACAGGGAGCACAUUCAGCACAAGAGAGAAAAUCACCGAUUUCCGCAACUUUUAGGUUUUGUAACUUUGAAGCAAAGGGGAAUUGACUUGUUUAAACCGUGCUACAAUGGCCAAGAAUGUCAAACCUUCGCGCAAAAGAGAUGUCUCUUCACUGCAUCCAUUUGGUCACUUGAGACAGUCUAGCAUACUGGAGCAUCUCCAACCCAUGGGCAAAUCAAAGAAGAGGCAGACUGACAAUUUUCCCGAGGUAACAACAUCUGAAGCCGAGUUGCAAAGACAUCCUGAAGUACAAGAUAAAUUGCAGAAGCCUCAUAUUGAAGAGACUUCUGAAACAAAUUAUACACCUGAAACAUCUUACAGUCUGAAUUCAGCCCAUAGAACAGUAGAGGAUGUAGAACUUGGACCAGACUGGGACCAGAAAGCCAACAGUCUGCUGCGUAAACAUUUUGGGUACUCCGGGUUGAAAAGUUUUCAAAUGGAAGCUCUUGGUGCUUGGUUUGCUCAGCAAGACUCUCUUGUUCUUGCAGCAACAGGGUCUGGGAAAUCUCUGUGCUUUCAGCUGCCUGCGCUUUUGACAGGGAAGGUUGUGGUCGUGAUUUCUCCUUUGAUAAGCUUGAUGCAUGACCAGUGCUUAAAGCUAUCAAAACAUGGCAUCUCUGCAUGCUUCCUUGGAUCAGGACAACCAGAUAACACCGUUGAGAAGAAAGCAAUGAACGGCAUGUAUUCCGUCGUAUACGUUUGCCCCGAAACACUGCUUAGACUAAUAAGUUCACUUCAGAGGCUUGCGGAGAACCGUGGAAUAGCUUUAUUUGCCAUCGAUGAAGUACAUUGUGUUUCAAAAUGGGGACAUGACUUUAGACCUGAUUACAGGCGAUUGUCUGUGUUGCGUGAAAGUUUUAGUGCCAGCAGUUUGAAUUUCUUGAAAUUUGACAUUCCAAUAAUGGCAUUGACUGCCACUGCCACUGAUCAUGUCAGAGAAGACAUUCUUAAGUCGCUUAAAUUGUCAAAGGAUGUAAAAGUUGUGCUUACGACAUUCUUCCGUCCAAACCUUAAAUUCUCAAUAAUGCAUAGUAGGACAUCAUCUACGUCUUAUGUUAAGGAUUUCCAAGAAUUAGUGAAAGCAUACUCUAGCAAGAGAACAACAAAAGAAAGAAGUGAUUAUACUAGGGCGGUCACAGAGGAUCUUGAAGACGCAUUAGAACAUUCCGGUAGCGCGACUUCUGAUAGCAGUGAUGGGGAUGAAAUGGAUGAGCAGGAUGAUGAGUUGAGCUCGCGUAAAAAUAUUGCUUUCAGUGCUUCGAAAGGAAGACAGUUAUCAGUUGAGUUUCUGGAAGAUGAUUUUGAUGACAUCCAGACUGCAGAUGACUUUGAUGUUUCUUGUGGUGAGUUUUGUGGGAAGUCAUUGGUUGAUGACGUACAGAUCAGCAAAUCUACUGAGCUACCACAUUUUUCUCCACGGCCAGCAGAAAGAUCACAACCUAUGAAUUGUUCUUUGGAACAAGGACCGACCAUCAUAUAUGUUCCGACACGAAAACAAACAGUAGCUAUAUCAAAAUAUCUUUGUACAAAGGGUGUCAAGGCUGCGGCUUAUAAUGCAAAGUUGCCAAAGUCGCAUCUUAGACAGGUCCACAAGGAAUUUCAUGAAAAUACUCUAGAAGUAGUUGUUGCAACUAUUGCUUUCGGAAUGGGCAUUGACAAACUAAACGUACGAAGGAUUAUUCAUUAUGGAUGGCCUCAGAGUCUAGAAGCAUAUUAUCAAGAAGCAGGGCGUGCUGGACGAGAUGGCAAAUUAGCAGAUUGCACUCUGUAUGCAAACCUAUCUAGACUGCCAACACUCCUACCCAAUAAAAGAACUGAACAACAAAAGAAAAACGCAUACAGGAUGCUAACUGAUUGUUUUAGAUAUGGUAUGAAUACUUCAAUUUGCCGCGCAAAAGUACUGGUUGAGUACUUUGGGGAGGUUUUCCAUCAGGAGAGGUGUAUGUCAUGUGAUGUAUGCACAAAUGGACCUCCUGAAUUGCAGAAUAUGAAAGCAGAGGCUACAGUUUUCAUGCAAGUUAUUGCUGCUCACUACAAACAACAAAGUUUUGAAGAAUAUUCGUAUGAUGAUUAUAUAGGUGGUGAGAUAGAGAGAAGCAGAUCAAGUGAGAGGCCAACUCUAAGGCUGUUUGUGACAAAAAUAAGGGAACAGUCUCAGCAAUUUCUAGCUAGUGAUCAGCUAUGGUGGCGAGGUCUUGCUCGUCUUUUGCAGGACAAAGGUUUUAUCAAAGAAGGAGGUAACAUGAAUGGUGUUCAGAUAAAAUGCCCCGAGUUGACUAAACAGGGACUUAGAUAUCUCGAAUCUGAUACAGAACAAGAUUUUUAUGCUUAUCCUGAGGCUGAUAUGCUGUUAUCAGCUACCCGAGCACACGAGCCUUAUUCUUCUUUCUCGGAAUGGGGUAAGGGAUGGGCAGAUCCUGAAAUUCGCAAACAGCGUCUAGCAAGGAGAAGGUCAACUAGAAAACCACGGAAAUCUCGCAGUAGAAAGUCCAGACAUCAGUCAAAUUCAAUGACAGUUAAAGAACGAAUAUCUGCAAAGCUAUCAAAACGAAAGAGGUGAUCACUUCACAAAUUGCAGUUUUCUUUGAAAGUUCGAGUUGGGUGUGUGAUAAUUUGAUUUGCUGCUCCACUUGGUUUACAUCAGAGCAAGACCAAUGGAUCCCCUGUGAUAUUGUUCUCAUACAUUCUAGUUAGUAAUAGUGUAGUACACUUUUUGUUGUUAGUUGAGUUGGUACAAGCAUUACUUUGUAGAAAGUUUGCUGCAUAGAACUUAUGUUAGCUGAACAUGUGCAUCUUAAUGUUCACACUGAGCUUGAGAAACUACAGAAUCCUUUAGUUAAAAAAGCAUAAUUCUUCUUGGUUUUUUUCGGGAUGCUUCCGAACAGAGUGAAAUGUAUGCAUUCUAUUAUUCUGCUCGGA
This is a messenger RNA of Spinacia oleracea (spinach), 3114 nucleotides long. Its product is annotated as ATP-dependent DNA helicase Q-like SIM. Gene Ontology annotation, molecular function: 3'-5' DNA helicase activity; nucleic acid binding; ATP binding. Gene Ontology annotation, biological process: double-strand break repair via homologous recombination. NCBI's taxonomy places the organism in Eukaryota, Viridiplantae, Streptophyta, Magnoliopsida, Caryophyllales, Amaranthaceae. The transcript has 8 exons. Gene Ontology annotation, cellular component: nucleus; chromosome; cytoplasm. Bases 263 to 2755 code for a protein of 830 amino acids. The record is from RefSeq and is a predicted model, not a curated record.